UACAGAGCUAAUCGGACGCAUGGUUCUCUGUGAACCGGGCGCGCCGGCCCCAUAGGCCAACCAGCCCAAAUUAUGGCCUCUCCGAGACGUCGCGGUCGAGUACAUAUGACAUGACGUGUCCGUAAAUCUUCCUGGAAGCUUCGACGAGCGGCAUUUCGUGAGGAAGUCAGCGUCGGCGCGCACUAAAUUCAGUAUGGCAUCCCCUGCAGUGAUUCGUCCAGUAACGAGCUUAGCCUUGCUAGCAAUGCUGAUGGCUUCAACCCAAGCUGCCUGGAAUCUUUCUCGCACGUACCACACCUUCGACGCGCUGAUCGACCAUUUCACGUACAGCAGAAACGCCACGUUUCCCUUACGAUACGCUAUGGCGGAUCAAUACUGGAAUCGAAAGGGUGGACCCAUAUUCAUUUAUACCACCAACGAAGGCUCCAUUGAAGACCACAUUUCGAGCACCGGACUCAUGUGGGAGUGGGCUCGAGACUUCAAAGCGCUGUUAGUGUUCCCAGAGCAUCGUUAUUACGGCAGAUCUUUGCCUUUCGGAAAAGACUCAUUCAAGGCUGCCGAGAUGACUGCAUAUCUGACCACGGAACAGGCUCUCGCUGAUUAUCUCGACCUGGUCGUCUGGCUAAAGAACAAUAUCAAAGGUGCGCAAAACAGCAGGGUGGCCGCUUUUGGCGGUCAUCACGCAGCCAUGCUGGCCACCUGGUUCCGGGCAAAGUACCCGCACACUGUGAGGGCCGCCCUGGCGAGCAGUGCUCCCUUCAAAAUGUUCUCUCAAGCCACCAGAUGCAACACUUACUACAAGGCUGUGACGGCCGUCUACAAGAAGACGUCGAAGCAUUGCCCCAAUGAGGUCAAAAGGCUAUGGCCCAUCCUUCAUGGUUUGGGAUCUACAGAGGAAGGAUGCCACAAACUAGGGCAGAAAUUUAAUCUUUGUCAGCGCUUGAGCUCCAGCCACUUUCCCGCUUUCCGGAACUGGAUUCGUGACACCCUCAUCGGUGUCGCACUGGUUAACUACCCCUAUCCGUCAUGGCGGGUGCCGCCUCACCCAGUGAAGGUGGUAUGCAAUCGCUUAAGAAAAUCCGAAAGAAACGAUAGCCGUUUGAUCGACGCGGCAGUCGAGGCAGUCGGCUUCUUUCGGAACGCCACAGGUAAAACUGCCUGCUACACUGUGCCGGCUACUCCAGAGAGCUCUGCAUGGCUUUUUCAGCAAUGCACCGAAUUCGCUCUUCCCUUGUGCGGGGACGGCGUAGCGGACAUGUUCUACCCGACCGAGUGGGACUACGUCAAAUUCUAUCAGAAGUGUCGUCUGCUGUUCGGCGUCGAAUCAAGCGUCGACAGACUCGUCCGGGCACUGGGAGGUGCCAACCUGUGUGGAACGUCGAGAGUGUUCUUCACCAACGGAGAUUUGGACCCGUGGUCAGCUUACGGAGUAAAGGCGUCCCCCACUAGGGUCAGCGAAUACCGCGUCAUCCGUGGCGGUGCCCACUGCAUCGACCUGCGGUUCGCCAACCACCACUGGGACCCGCACUCACUCCGGCUGACCAGGAGGGUCGCCAAGAGAGCGUUCCGGCGAUGGCUGGCGCCCUGAGCGCGCACCGGCUUCCCAUGGCACUGACAAUUUCGUGGUGCCCGGGAGAAAGCCCCCUGUGUCCAUAAUAAAGUGAGGCGUAUCGAGAA
Messenger RNA from Dermacentor andersoni, 1677 nucleotides. RefSeq names its product lysosomal Pro-X carboxypeptidase-like. The record is from RefSeq and is a predicted model, not a curated record. Lineage: Eukaryota; Metazoa; Arthropoda; Arachnida; Ixodida; Ixodidae. Gene Ontology annotation, biological process: proteolysis. Gene Ontology annotation, molecular function: serine-type exopeptidase activity; dipeptidyl-peptidase activity.